Messenger RNA from Striga asiatica, 480 nucleotides. The record is from the annotation of a GenBank genome assembly. NCBI's taxonomy places the organism in Eukaryota, Viridiplantae, Streptophyta, Magnoliopsida, Lamiales, Orobanchaceae.
AUGCAGUUCCCCACCUCACUUCCUAGCCAGUUACAGAGCACAGUGGGAAAAUUAGUCAAAAUCUACAAUGCGUUGUUACAAAAUUCAACAUUCUUGCAAAAGGAUUUCCAUGCCAGCUUGGAAAAAAACACCUGUCGAGCAUCUAACAAAAAAGAUAUUCACGAUGAGUACAUAAACGGUCUCGGGGGUUCAGGUUCAUCAUCAUCCACAGCCAUGUCAGCAGCAGAGGAUGAUCCAUGCUGCCCGGCAUUCGAUGCCGUUGUUGUUGUUGAUGGGAGAGCAUUAGUGAGAAUUAAUUCUUCAGGAUCAUUCGGACGCAAAUCCUUCAGAAGCACAAAUCCUGAGCUGGCCGAAGUCACUGGGAUGUAUCUGCUUUCCUCGAGGAAUUUGAUGAAUUUUUCUUGGGCAGGGACAACUCUAGCUGGGUUGCUCAGAAUUUCAAAUGUUGGCUCGGUAAGACCAAUCCGCAAGGUAGAAUAA